CAUGGGGCGGGGCCACGGCCGAGGGCGGGGCCGGGCGGCAGCAUGCUAAGCCGGGUGCGCUCCGCCGUGGCGCACCUGGUGAGCUCGGGGGGCGCCCCGCCCCCGGGCCCCAAGUCUCCGGACCAGCCCGAAGCGACCUCGCUGCUGCCCGCCGCCCCUGCAGAAGCGCCCAGGAGCCCCCCGGCGAAGGCGGGGAGCGGGAGCGCGGCGCCCCCAAAGACAGCGGAGGCUCGAGCGAGCUUCUCCCGACCGACCUUUCUGCAGCUGAGCCCGGGGGGGCUGCGUCGCGCCGACGACCACGCCGGCCGGGCUGUGCAAAGUCCCCCGGACACCGGCCGUCGCCUGCCCUGGAGCACGGGCUACGCCGAGGUCAUCAACGCUGGCAAGAGCCGGCACAAUGAGGACCAGGCUUGCUGUGAGGUGGUGUAUGUGGAAGGUCGGAGGAGUGUGUCAGGGGCACCUAGGGAGCCUAGCCCAAGCCAGGGACUCUGCUUCUACUACUGGGGUCUGUUUGAUGGGCAUGCAGGGGGCGGAGCUGCUGAAAUGGCCUCCAGGCUCCUGCAUCGCCACAUUCGGGAGCAGCUAAAGGACCUCGUGGAGAUACUCCAGGACCCCUCGCCACCUCCCCUCUGCCUCUCAUCCACCCCGGGGACCCCGGGUUCCUCGGAUCCCUCUCACUUGGUGGGUCCUCAGUCCUGCUGGCCUUCACAGAAGGAAGUGACCCACGAGAGCCUGGUAGUGGGGGCCAUUGAGAAUGCCUUCCAGCUCAUGGAUGAGCAGUUGGCCCAGGAGCGGCAUGGCCACCAUGUGGAGGGGGGCUGCUGUGCUCUGGUUGUGGUCUACUUGCUGGGCAAGGUGUACGUGGCCAAUGCAGGUGACAGCAGAGCCAUCAUUGUCCGGAAUGGUGAAAUCAUUCCAAUGUCUCGGGAAUUCACCCCGGAAACGGAGCGCCAGCGUCUUCAGCUGCUGGGCUUCCUGAAACCAGAGCUGCUGGGUGGUGAAUUCACCCACCUCGAGUUCCCCCGCAGAGUUCAGUCCAAGGAGCUGGGCCAGAGGAUGCUGUACCGGGACCAGAACAUGACCGGCUGGGCCUACAAAAAGAUCGAGCUGGAGGAUCUCAGGUUUCCUCUGGUCUGUGGGGAGGGCAAAAAGGCUCGAGUGAUGGCCACCAUUGGGGUGACCCGGGGCUUAGGCGACCACAACCUCAAGGUCUGCAGUUCCAGCCUGCCCAUCAAGCCCUUCCUUUCCUGCUUCCCAGAGGUACGAGUGUAUGACCUGACACAGUAUGAGCACUGCCCCGACGAUGUGCUCGUGCUGGGGACGGAUGGUCUGUGGGAUGUCACCAGUGACUGUGAGGUAGCUGCCACUGUGGACAGGGUGCUGUCGACCUAUGAACCCAAUGACCCCAGCAGGGAACAUCGAGGCAUCCCUCAAGCACUGCCACUCAACAUGCCUCAGACUGAACUCACCACUUUCUCCACAAACACGUGCCUUCUGGUACGUCAUCUCAACAGCUCCAGUUGGAAGUUGGUCUUGGAAUUGGUCACCAUGGCUCCCGUCUCUUCCUCAUCAAGCUAACCACUAUUUUUGAUUAUCUAUUUUAAAAACAUUUCAUAUUUCUCCACUUGUUUCUACCCCUGAUGUCACUACCUUAGUUCUUUACUGCAUUAGCUUCCUAACGCGUCUCCUAUCUCUGCCUCCAGGCCACUCUCCUGUUUCCCCUAAGAUCCCCGGGACGUAACAGACAGAGUGUCCUUUCUGCAGAGUGAAUCUGAGUUGGCGGUUCCCUUGAGAGAACAUCUCAGUGGCUCCUUCCUGCUAUUUAGAAGAACACUCAGUUCUUGAGUGUGGUGGCAUACAAGGACCUUCAUGAUCUGGCC
Myotis myotis is the source of this 1880-nucleotide messenger RNA. It is a transcript of the gene PPM1J, whose product is annotated as protein phosphatase, Mg2+/Mn2+ dependent 1J. Lineage: Eukaryota; Metazoa; Chordata; Mammalia; Chiroptera; Vespertilionidae. Bases 43 to 1578 code for a protein of 511 amino acids. Gene Ontology annotation, molecular function: protein serine/threonine phosphatase activity. Gene Ontology annotation, biological process: protein dephosphorylation. The record is from RefSeq and is a predicted model, not a curated record. The transcript is spliced from 10 exons.